AUCACACCUUACACUACAGCGUUUGAAUCGGAAAGGAGGAAACAUCGUACCAAUGGUUGUUCAAGUAAAACCCAGCUCCAAUAACAGCAAAACGAUGGAUAGCAACCAACAAAAAACGGAAGCGAAUAUUUUGCUACUUGGUGCUGAAAACGUCGGGAAAUCAGCACUGACCGUGCGAUUCCUCACCAGGAGAUUCAUUGGCGAAUACGGCGAUAUAGAGUCCAUAUACAGUCACAGUGACAAAAUAGAUGGACGGGAAAUUUCAUUCAACAUCUGGGACUCGCUGUACCCACAGGACUCUGAAACCGCUGAAUCCGUGACCGAAAAGCAACUUCAUUGGUCCGAUGGUGUCAUACUGGUUUAUAGCAUCUGCGACCGAUCCAGCUUCGAAGUGGUGCGGCAACAGGUGCAGCUUAUUCGGCAGUCGAAGAAAGGCUCCGGCGGCGCACCCAUCAUCAUCGUGGGCAACAAGCGCGACCUGCAGCACCAGCGCGCCGUCUCCGGCGAAGAGGGCCGGCUGCUGGCCAUGUCCACCGACUGCAGCUUCUUCGAGACCUCGGCCGCCGAGAACUACCACGGCGUGCUGCUGGUGUUUCACGAACUGCUUGAGCUUAUACGGGACGCCAGGGCUCUUAAGAAAGGAACUGUGGGGAUUAAAGGCAUCGUGAGAAGCGUGUCUGCGGUCUUCGGAAGGAGGCGCGCCGAGUAGGGAAUGAUAGUGGAGAAGACGAUCUAGCAAUAAACCCUAGCAGAGCAGUUUUGAAUAUACGGGCGACAAACGUCAAGGGGACAGGCAGACUGACGGGCGGUAGUCGCUGCGUCCUAACCUGGGUGAAACCUGUUCAUCCAUGGGUCGCCGUGCGGAUGAACAUGCGGCUCGAUUCACUGGUGCUGGAGCCGGAGUCCCGAUCGCGGACAGCCGCAGAAGAAUUUCUGGGUUAUAUAUCGGGGAAAUAAACUCACCAUAUCGGCCUAUUAUAUCGACAUUCCGGCCAGAUCAGUAUCACUGACUACUGACGGUUUAGGAACAACUUAAAUGUGCAGGUGCAUAUCGUAAACAAUUCGAAAGGAUUCAGGAAUCUUUAUAUAAAGUGGGGUGGGGGAGAAUUUCCCGAGUAUAUUGUAGUACUUUAAGGGGGAGUGGAUCUGAGUGUACCUUUUCUGGAUUCCAGCAAAAUACGUAUUUGAGCAUGGGAGGGAAUGGACAAGAUCUCAGCAUGAAGGCAUAAAAUGACUGCCAGGAUGGAAAUUAGAUUAACAUUGUACUUGCACAUUAUACUGUGCACAGAAUGUCACAUGAGCCUCUCCGUCGACAGUGUGUAAGUUAGGAUCAAAGGAAUCCUUAAAGUAAUGUUUAAAGGGGUUGACAAUGGCUACACUGGGUGUGAUUGUUGUCAGAGAUGCCUGGCAAGUAACUGUACUAAGCUGAUUUUAAGCUGUAAUCUGUGGAAAAUGUAAACCUUAAUAGGCUGUGGUCCCAGGUGCUGCUGGAGCAGAGACUGUACCUUUUUUUUUUUUUUUUUUUUUAAAUGGUCACACCUCUCCUAUGAGACCGAAGGGCCAUGACCUGCAGAGUGUAAUGUUAAUGGAUAGAGGAAAAGUGCAGUGUUACUCUGUGAAAGUUUUAUAUUAGCGGAAAUCUAGAUUUGAAUGCUUUGUUUUUCUAAUAAAAACUUUUGAGUGUCA
This is a messenger RNA of Paramormyrops kingsleyae, 1686 nucleotides long. RefSeq names its product ras-related and estrogen-regulated growth inhibitor-like protein. NCBI's taxonomy places the organism in Eukaryota, Metazoa, Chordata, Actinopteri, Osteoglossiformes, Mormyridae. The record is from RefSeq and is a predicted model, not a curated record. Gene Ontology annotation, molecular function: GTPase activity; GTP binding.